CUGCGGGCUCUCGCGAUGAGCCGAAGCCGUACCGCAGCGCUGCUGCCGCAGCUGCUCCGGAAAGUAACGCCGCUCACCGUCCAGAAUCGGGUCUAUCGGCUCAAUAAACGUAAUCAGUUGACAGAGCGAACUGAGCGAGUGAGCACCGAGCAAUUGAACAUGCACACCUUGGAGGCGAAUGCGACGCGCAACUUUGCUGGCAAUGCGUCACAGGUCCCGAUUGAGCCCUGCUUUCGGUAUACACCUGAGCAGGUGGCGUGCGCCGGGGAGCAGCCGUAUGUGUCGGAUGUGGUGCUGAGCAAGGAGGAGCGGCGCGAGUUCUUCUAUGGCAUUGAGAUAACCGCCCAGAACAAUGGCAAGCUCACCUGCGUGGACUUCAACAGCUUUCUGCCCAUCUUGCCCAGCUUCAUCAGCAUUGUGUGGCUGCCGCACUAUUGGAACGUAUCGCCCCUGGAACGGGUGGAAACGCUGCAGAUGAUACGAAACCUGGAGCCCUACAUACCGGCCAUGCCCCACUUCAGCGUCUACAAACAGACCGAGGAGCGUAUCAACGAAUUUUUCUCCCUCAACUUUAAGAAUCUGCUGGCAGUCAGAGGCGACAUGCGGGACGACAACCAAUUCUAUCUCUUCGGUCAUCAGCUAGUCGAGCAUGCUCGACGUGUGCGCAAGGAAUAUAUAUCAAUUGCUGUUCCUGGUUACCCGGAGGGCAAUAAGAAAUUAGAUUUGGAUCAAGACAUAGCGUUCUUAAAGAACAAGGUUGAUAAGGGAGCGGAUUUCGUAAUCACUCAGAUGUGCUACUCGGCGGAGCUGAUAAUCAAGUAUGUAAAAGCAGCUCGUGACGUCGGCAUUGUAACGCCCAUAAUGGUGGGCGUGGUGGUACCCGAGUCAUUGAAAGCCUACAGAAUAAUGGAGAAGAUCACGAAAAUCACGCUGCCAGAGAAAAAACUCGCCGAGCUCGAGAAAGUCCAGAAAGAUGAUGCAAAGGUGCGCGAAUUCUUUGUCCAAUUGGCAUUAUGCACCAUUCUACAGGUACUGGACGCCAAGCUAGACGUGUAUGGCAUUCAGUUCUAUACGAUGAAUCGUUUUGGUGCCGUGCACGACGUGCUUCGUGAGCUGCGCAAGCUGGGCAUAUUGAAGAAAACGCCGCCAGAUGCUUGCGAAGAUGCUUAGUGGUAGCACAUUCAGACUAUCUAUCAAAAUUUGUAGUUUUUUUUU
Messenger RNA from Drosophila navojoa, 1215 nucleotides. RefSeq lists its product as uncharacterized. The record is from RefSeq and is a predicted model, not a curated record. Gene Ontology annotation, molecular function: FAD binding; methylenetetrahydrofolate reductase [NAD(P)H] activity. Lineage: Eukaryota; Metazoa; Arthropoda; Insecta; Diptera; Drosophilidae. Gene Ontology annotation, biological process: tetrahydrofolate interconversion. Gene Ontology annotation, cellular component: cytosol.